AUGGCCCCGCAACUCGACGGCUUCUUCUCGCAGGUCGACACCCUGUCGUCGCACUUCAUCGACCGCCUCGCCAAGGCCGUCGCCAUCCCCUCCAUCUCCGCCGAUGAGGCCCGCCGCCCAGACGUCGUACGCAUGGCGCACUUCCUCGAGGCCGAGCUGAAGAGUCUCGGCGCGGAGGUCGAGCUGCGGCCCCUCGGCAAGCAGCCCGGCCACGAGCACCUGGAGCUGCCGCCCGUGGUCCUCGCCAGAUACGGCAACGACAAGAACAAGAGGACGAUCCUGGUGUAUGGUCACUACGAUGUUCAGCCUGCGGAGAAGACCGACGGCUGGGCUACGGAGCCCUUCACUCUCACAGUCGCGGAGGACGGCCGGAUGCUGGGUCGUGGUAGCACAGAUGACAAGGGACCCGUGCUGGGUUGGUUGAACGCUAUCGAGGCUCACCAGAAGGCUGGUGUUGACUUUCCCGUCAACCUGCUGAUGUGCUUUGAGGGUAUGGAGGAAUAUGGCAGUGAGGGUCUCGACGAUCUGAUCGAGGCGGAGGCCAAGAAGUUCUUCAAGGAUGCGGAGGCUGUCUGUAUCUCUGACAACUACUGGCUGGGCACCGAGAAGCCGUGCCUGACCUACGGCCUGCGUGGGUGCAACUAUUACUCCGUAGAGAUUUCAGGACCGGGUGCGGAUCUGCACAGCGGUGUGUUCGGCGGCACCGCUCAGGAGCCCAUGACCGAUCUGGUGCGGGUGCUGGCUACGCUGGUCGACACGCACGGCAAGAUCCUCAUUCCCGGCAUCAACGAGCAGGUGGCCGCCGUCACAAAGGACGAGGAGUCUCUGUACGACGGCAUCUCCUUCACUAUGGAGACCCUGCACGAGUCUCUGGGCAGCAAGACCACCAUCUUCGAGGACAAGAAGCCGACGCUGAUGGCCCGCUGGCGGUACCCGUCCCUCUCCGUCCACGGCGUCGAGGGCGCCUUCUCCGCGCCAGGUGCCAAGACCGUCAUCCCCGCCAAGGUCAUUGGCAAGUUCAGCAUCCGGACGGUGCCGGAUAUGGACAUCGAGCAGACCAACGAGGCCGUGUAUAAGUACAUCAAGGAGCAGUUCGCCAAGCUGGGCAGCAAGAACACCCUGAAUGUGUACUGCCAGCAUGCCGGUAAGUGGUGGGUUGCCAGCCCCAACCACUGGAACUUCACGGCCGCCGCAAAAGCCGUGGAGCGGGUAUGGGGUGUCCAGCCUGACUUCACAAGAGAGGGCGGAAGUAUCCCCGUCACUCUCACCUUCGAGCAGGCAACUGGCAAGAACGUGCUCUUGCUACCGAUGGGAAGCUCGACCGACGGCGCACACUCCAUUAAUGAAAAGCUUGACAAGAAGAAUUACAUCGAGGGCAUCAAGCUCCUCGGUGCGUAUCUGCACUACGUGGCUGUUGAGCCAACUUCAUAG
Phaeoacremonium minimum UCRPA7 is the source of this 1431-nucleotide messenger RNA. RefSeq names its product putative cytosolic non-specific dipeptidase protein. Bases 1 to 1431 code for a protein of 476 amino acids. The record is from RefSeq and is a predicted model, not a curated record. Gene Ontology annotation, biological process: proteolysis. Lineage: Eukaryota; Fungi; Ascomycota; Sordariomycetes; Togniniales; Togniniaceae. The transcript has 2 exons. Gene Ontology annotation, molecular function: metallodipeptidase activity.